Sphaerodactylus townsendi is the source of this 2480-nucleotide messenger RNA. RefSeq names its product ectonucleoside triphosphate diphosphohydrolase 8 (gene ENTPD8). Gene Ontology annotation, molecular function: UDP phosphatase activity; GDP phosphatase activity. NCBI's taxonomy places the organism in Eukaryota, Metazoa, Chordata, Lepidosauria, Squamata, Sphaerodactylidae. The transcript is spliced from 10 exons. Gene Ontology annotation, biological process: nucleoside diphosphate catabolic process. The record is from RefSeq and is a predicted model, not a curated record. The coding region runs from base 339 to 1814 and encodes 491 amino acids. Gene Ontology annotation, cellular component: plasma membrane.
AUCAAGGAAACUGUUGUUUUAUUUCUUCCGUGUCAAACUGUGGCGACUUGAUGUGCUCCGCUAAAGAAGUUGCUUGGCUUGAGCCUGGCCUGUAAACAAACGUGUGGGCAGGAUAUGCCACAGGGGGUGUGCUCUUUGCAGCCAGGAAGGGGGAAGGAAGGAGAGGAUUCCAGUUGCAAUGACGGGUGAGGAGGGAGGAAGUGGGGGCUUGAUUAACUGAACAAACUUCAACAGACAGGCAACCUUUGCACAGUUGCACGCCAACUAGAGAACACUGCUGGGUGGUGACAAGCGUUUUUGGUGCCCAGGAGUCUCGCUCUUCUUUGCCUUCUGGAGAAAUGGGUAUCAACUGGAAUGGUUCCUUCAUCCCUGUAGCCCUUCUGGUUUUGGGCGUAGUCUCCCUCAUAGCCCUGAUUCUCAGCUUGGUGGGUAUACAUAAUGUCACCCCGUCCCCGCAAAAUAAGUAUGGACUGGUAUUUGAUGCAGGUUCAUCCCACACUGCUCUGUUUGUCUAUCAGUGGCCAGCAGAUAAAGAGAAUAACACCGGCAUGGUCAGCCAAACCUUCUCCUGUCAUGUUAACGCAUCUGGGAUCUCAAGUUUUGCCAAGGAUCCGCCUCAAGCUGGUGACUCCCUCAGGGAAUGCCUUGAUGAAGCUAUGAAAGUGAUUCCUGAAGAGAGAAAGCGGGAGGCACCCACUUAUUUGGGAGCCACGGCUGGUAUGAGACUAUUGAGACGAGAAAAUGAAUCUGCAGCAGAAAAGAUUCUGGCAGAAGUCAGCAAGACUAUCAAGGAAUAUCCCAUAAACUUCCAGGGGGCUAAAAUCCUUACUGGGAAGGAGGAGGGUGCUUAUGGAUGGAUCACCAUCAACUACCUGCUAGACUCCUUCACCAAGUAUUCUAUUGAACAUCGGGACUGGAUUCACCCUGCAUCAGCCCAUCCCUGCGGGGCACUGGAUCUUGGAGGGGCAUCGACCCAAAUAAGUUUUGUCCCAGCUGACCCAAUCACAGAGAGAGAUGAAGAGGCUCAGUUCCGACUCUAUGGGUUUGAUUACUCUAUCUAUACCCACAGCUAUCUGUGCUACGGGCAACACCAGGCACUCCUGCAUGCCCUCCGGGUUAUUGUUAACUCUACCUCAGUUCAGUUUGAGCACCCCUGCUAUCCUGAGGGUUACUCUGAGAACAUCACAAGGGCAUCCUUCUACAGCAGCCCAUGCGCAGAAGGGCAGGAACCUGUAGCCUCUGGGAAUGUGAUUCUAAGUGGCAUAGGAGAUGCCGGCAGAUGCCGGGAAACCUUCAAGGACAUCUUCAAUUUCUCAUGCGAUCACAACACAUCCUGUGGAUUCAAUGGGGUCUACCAGCCGAAAGUCCAUGGAAAGUUCCUGGCUUUCUCAGCAUAUUACUACACCUUCAACUUUCUGAACUUGACCGAGGGACAGCCGCUGGAUGUUGUAGAAGCUGCCAUUCGGGAAUUCUGUGCCAGAAGUUGGACUGAGUUAAAGUCAAAUUACCCCGAGGAGAGGGAGUCUCGUCUGAAGAGCUACUGUGCCAAUGCCAAUUACAUCCUCACCCUCCUCGUGGACGGUUAUGGCUUCAAAAGUGACAUCUGGCGGAGUAUUACCUUCCAGAUGAAGGCUGCCAAUUCAGACAUCGGCUGGACCCUAGGAUAUAUGCUAAACCUUACCAACAUGAUCCCCACUGAAUCCCCCCAAUCACUGAGAGGACACGAAGAGGGCGUUUGGAUAGCAAGCAUUUUCUUCAUUGUUCUGAUGCUAGCGCUGUGCCUCGUUUUUCUGCUCAUCUAUUUUCUAAAGUGACAGAAACAGCCCUCUUCAGACAAACUGCACCCAGCACUUCAGGAUUUGGAGGGGUCAGUCGGGGGAGGCACCUAACUUGACCCGGAUACACAGCCAGAGGAGCAGAGAUGUUCUCUUUUGAGGGAAGCGUUGACUUGGCAAAGGUUAGGCCUACCACCCCAUCUAGCCUCCCAAGGAACACUCCGGCCUAACAGAGCAGAUGCCAGCUGGUUGUUCGAACCACUUACUUUUUGUAUGUGCAGGAACUGUUGAGGUCAAAUUAUUUCCUACUUUUCCUGAGCUAUCAUGGACAUGAAACAGGCAUUCCCCACUUCAAAUCUUGCCUCCCCCACAGACUGACUAGGUAACCUAAGGCAAGCUACACACUCUCAACCCCUGUCUAUCCUUUCCAUGUGUAAUGUGGGAAAUCAUGAUAUUGGACUACAUUAAAAGGGCUGUUUUUGACAAUUUUGAGACAAUAUAUGGGAACAGCUUUGAACACGAAGACCAUGCGUAUGGUUGCUCAUAAUACCACCAUGCUGUUAAGAUAAGAGUGCUGCUCUAGUGUUUACAAAGACGUGGUUGCAAAUACUGCGUUUCAGUGUCUUCCCAUCCCAACAGAUACUACCUGCACAAGCACUUGUGAAGCCAUGAUAACAGAAAUAAAAAGUCUGGUAAUUAAAAAGU